AUGUAUCUGGGAGCCCUCCUGGCCUCCGGGGCCCUUUCGGGCAGCUUGAACGUUCUGAGUUCUGCCCCCUGCAGCGCCCACCGGGAGUUCAUCCUGCUUGGCCCUUUGCCUCCGUCCUGGGCUGCCUCUGAGCGGAGCAGCAUCCGGAUGCUGGCAAAAGCUACCUUCAGGCGAGUGGUGGUCUUGAUGGAAAUGGAGGUUCUGCAGCCGGGUCACGCCGUCCCCGCCAAGAUUGGAAACCCAGUCCCGUACGUUGAAGGAGCUGGGCAAGCAGGGAGGCAGCCCACGGCCCCCAGCCCAGCAACCGGCCCUUUCCAGAGCAAGCCAGUGGGGCUCCAGAGCGGGGCUCCAGAUGCAGGGGCACAGUACCCCGGCUCUUCCAGACUGCUGGGGAACGCAGGGGGCUCUGGCAUCCUGAGCACUCCGGGGGGAUCUCAGGUCAAAGUGGUGCCCAUCGCCAGCUUGAACCCUUACCAGUCCAAGUGGACCAUCUGUGCCCGGGUGACCCAGAAGGGCCAGAUCCGCACCUGGAGCAACUCCCGGGGGGAAGGGAAGCUCUUCUCCAUAGAGAUGGUGGAUGAGAGCGGUGAGAUCCGAGCGACGGCCUUCAACGACCAAGCGGACAAGUUUUUCCCUAUCAUCGAGAUGAACAAGGUCUACUACUUCUCCAAGGGCACCCUGAAGACGGCCAACAAGCAGUAUUCGUCUGUGAAGAACGACUACGAGAUCGCCUUCUCCAACGAGACGUCCGUCGUUCCCUGCGAGGACGCCCAGCACCUGCCCUCCGUGCAGUUUGACUUCGUGGCCAUCGGGGACUUGGAAAACACAAACAAGGACUCCCUCGUGGACGUGAUCGGGGUCUGCAAGAGCUAUGACGACCCUCAAAAGAUCACCAUCAAGGCUUCCAAUCGGGAGGUCUCCAAGAGAGAACUGCACCUGAUGGACAUGUCGGGCAAGACAGUGACAGUCACUCUCUGGGGUGCGGACGCGGAAAAGUUCGACGGCUCUCGGCAGCCGGUAGUGGCCAUCCGGGGGGCCCGAGUCUCGGACUUCGGGGGCCGGAGCCUCUCCGUGGUCUCCUCCAGCAGCCUCCUGGUGAACCCCGACUGCCCGGAGGCCUUCAAGCUGCGAGGCUGGUGA
Protobothrops mucrosquamatus (brown spotted pit viper) is the source of this 1140-nucleotide messenger RNA. RefSeq names its product replication protein A 70 kDa DNA-binding subunit-like. The coding region runs from base 1 to 1140 and encodes 379 amino acids. The record is from RefSeq and is a predicted model, not a curated record. The transcript has 9 exons. Gene Ontology annotation, cellular component: nucleus. Gene Ontology annotation, molecular function: DNA binding. Lineage: Eukaryota; Metazoa; Chordata; Lepidosauria; Squamata; Viperidae. Gene Ontology annotation, biological process: DNA replication; DNA recombination; DNA repair.